Molecule: messenger RNA, 4176 nt
Organism: Amoebophrya sp. A25
Lineage: Eukaryota; Dinophyceae; Syndiniales; Amoebophryaceae
Source: the annotation of a GenBank genome assembly
AUGCAACACCGAACACCCGGUCUCGAUCGCGCCCUUAUGGCAAUGACUGGAACAAAAUCUUGAAUAUCACCAUCUAAAUAUAUAAGUAUUUUGAAUUAUUAUAUUACAAGGACUUACUUUUCACAAAGGAAAAUAUAAUGUCAUGUGCUUCCUGGUCCACAGCCCUCUUCUAUAUCCAUGUGUUUUUACAAAUAAAGUGGUCGUGUUUAAAGAACUGAUCGGAGUAACGCUAAGCCUGACCGCGGGCACGAUCGUUGGUGGUUUUGGCGGGUCAAUGCUCAGCGGCGCAAUGCUCAGCAAACAGACAACGCGUCCUAUGCUUCUCCUUUCAUAUAUCUGGCUUCGCUUUUGCAAGCGCGUAGGAGUGACCCAACGUUUCAGCAGGAUGCAGUCGGCAAGGGAGCGAAGCUGAAGGAGCUUUACCAAGUUGGUUACGCUCAGGUGCUUGCAGCAAAGCAGGACAGAGGCCGUGGGGAAGUAGUUCUAAGAUACUGUAGUUGAAAAUUUUUGACUUUCCUUUUGUGGUUAGACAGCAAGUCAUUCACAAAGGGGAGUGGAUAUUUAUUCAUAAGACGGCUUUGAUUUUGUGAGACAUCGACUGGCUUCCUGAAGUGGGACCUUCUGCGUUGGUAGGAAAAAGAUGGUGGAUGAAAAGAUGAUCGAUAUACAUGCAAAUCUCUAAAAGUACAGCUUGGAGAGCGGCGAAGAGCGCGACGGAAUCGAGAAGACAUGGACAUGCGGGAAGGGAAGGCAGCAGCGGAAGCCCGAAGGGAAGCGCCCCCCCUGUCUCCGUCUCGGCAGCGACGUGGCGGGGGGGGCCGCAACUCGCUGACAAGACAGACAGCGAGGCGCGGCAGCUGUCAUUCGCGUGGGCGUUCGCAUGGACGUGGCAGAGCCGAGGGGAGCACGCGGGGGGCGUCUCGUUAUGGUCAAAAUCUGUAGCGUAGUGAGGCUGCGUAGAGGCAUUGUGUGUGCUUUGUCGUUUUCCUAGUGAAACAUGGGGUGAGGGGCGUCCCAUCCCAGGGCAUUCUUGGACACGGCUUUGCUUCUAAUGUGAGAGACGCAGUGGCGAUCGACGGGCGCGUAGGUCGCGUUCACGCGGGAGGAGUCGAGAGCGCCUGCGGUCAACUUCACGCGAAGAAGAAGUUGGACCAAAAAAAGCUCCUGGACUUUUUGCCAAGGUAAAACGUGUGAUUCCUGGUAUAGACUUCUCGACUUCAGCAGUCGCAUCAUCUUCUAGUUCCAUGCGUCCUAAGUCUCUGCCGCGGAGACAGAGAGGAAGAAACUAUGGCGACCUCACUGGUGCUGGUGUUGGUAGUUCAAGAUCAUCUCCACCGUCUCCGGGACAUGCUCGUCCGUCCGGUAGUCUAAGUCUUGCACGUCCUCAGACACAGCAUAGUAGUCCAAGUUCUCCACGUCUUUUUUUCGAUUCUGGGCCAGCUCCGAAGGGGCUCGGCAUCACAUCGUUAGCAGAAGCGCCUAGCCCCUUUAAACCGCCUCCGAAGGGACUCGACAUUGCAUCCUUGUCGCUGCCCACUGCUUCUGCUGCUGUAAGAACUGUAAGAACGCAACCGGCCAGCUCCAGUUCGUCUUCUGCAGUACAACCGGGGAACAGCUUCAGUUCGUCUUCUACAGUACAAGCGGAGAACAGCUUCAGUUCAUGUUCUACACUACAAACGGGGAACAGCUUCAGUUCGUCUUCUACAGUACAUGCGGGGAACAUCGACCGACCUCCUCCUACUCCUCCUCCUGCAUGGGCUUUUCUACAUCCUGGCGAUUCUCUCACUGUGAUGGACUUGAGCAGCGGAGUGCCUAGUAUAAUCUUCACGGGAACGCUUGUUCUGUCACAUGUCGCUAGUGGCCAUGCAGUCGUCGGUUGCUACACCUCCAAGGUAAGCACUGCAAACAGCGAAAUCGUACAGAAACCGGCUAGUAAAACAGCUGUAGACAAUCGCUCCGCUGCGGCUGUGGCUUGGUCCACUAGUUUCAAGAAGAAGAAGCGCAUUGCGAUGUUACGAUCAAAAAUUCUCUUAGUAGUCCUGGAGUAUGUUUUUGACCGAUGAAAGACUGAACCAAGAGUAAUCGCGACUUCUGAAGAAACUAUUGAUUCGAAGAACUGUUCUUCAGGGGGACCAUUUUUUAAUCAUAGCUAGGUGCUUGUAAUUGUUACUACUCGAGAAGUGAUGCAGCGAUAAAGCACUAAUUUCCAGCGACGGCGAGGAGGGAUUUGUCAUCUUCUUUUCGAUACCAUUCGAUCGCUUCAUUCCUUGCCGUAUACCCUCAGACACGGAUCCGGUGAAGUCCGGAUGUCUGUCCAAGUUAUGGCUUUUUACUGGUAGAAUAUUUAACAUCUAGAACAUCUUUCUAAGUACUUAGCUGGAUAGUACUAGCAGAUUUCCUACUCCGCAUGAAGAACCCUGAUGCAAUCAGGUAAUCAGUUAAGGAGAUGAUUUUUUUUUGAAAUGUCAAAUCAGAACCACAGUGAAGUCGCUGCUUACAAAAACAACAAAAGAGGCGUGCAGUAUCACUCUAAUCUUAGCCAUGUUCGAUAAAGUGGUCAUCGAUAAGACAGCCAAGAUGAUCGAGAGUCUUUGCAGGGAUGAACCGUUUCCAGCGAAGAGAAGACGAGUUACGGCUUCUGAAACGAAGUCCAGUAUUUCUCCUGUUUCGGAGACGAAAUAGGACUCUGAUGAUCUUUCUUACAGUUGAAGAAUUUUUUGCUCAUCGUGGGCAAGCUAAACCCAUAUUUAUUACAAUACAGGACAUGUGCGGAGAGCAAAAUUAAAGAUCAGACAACAGCCGUUUCUCCCACUCACAAGAUCGACCUGAAGCAAGACAACUGGAGGAGGCAAAUAGUGCGCAGCAAAAUAGUGGAGCUUGCCGGCAAACGAGAGAAAGCGAAGGCACAUCUGGAGAAUUACAGAAAAAGAAACAAGAACCAGCAUUAUCAGCAAUCAAUUAGUUCUCGUGCUGCUGAAAACAACUUCAACACCCUCCUAGUGGAAGAUAAAGCAAAAACUUAUCUAACCCGACAAAGUAGUACUAAACAAGAACAGCAGAAGCCCCCAUCUCUCACCUCUGUACAUAAUGACAAGCAGUCAAAUAAGGUCGACAAGGACAAGGAAGUUAAGAGCAGUGAACAAUUCAGGAUCCCUACGAAUGUGGAAAAUCCCCCCCCUCACCGGGCACGGUAGAGGUGAAAGUCAAGCAGCAAAGAAUCUCCACGACACCGCCAUCGCGAACGAUAUACGGUGGGCCACGCUACUAGUGGACAAGGAGAUCGAUAAUUUGUUCCUGUUGACUUGUGGAAUGAUGAGGAACAGCAAAACAAUGAAGUCAUUCACAGGGAGGACGCAGGGGUGAACGAAGAAGGGGAUUGCCAGCCACAAUUGAGUGCGCCAUCAUCUAGACUACACGUACAUCGUAAACGAUCAGGAAACGAUCUUUACCAUGUGCAGAUGGAGGAAUCAGAUUCAUUGAUCUGUGGCUGCAGGUGCGGUAAGUGUAAUCAAUGAAUAGCAACUACUUUCUGUGCUUGAAGAAUGCCAUGCUCACUUUGCAAGAAAGAAUUGAAAGGCACUCGAGCUUGUCCAAUGAAUCCGUUGGAGUCAAUGUUGGAUGCCCUAGUUUUGUAUCGUGAGAAGUAGUGACCUUAUUAUGAAUCAAGGACUUUUUAGUUGAGAAACAGGCUUUUCUGGUAGAAGACGUGAAGAACGACCCGUUUGUCUUUUUUUGUAAGAUCAUUACCGCCGUUUCCAAUCACAAAUUGAAGAACAUGUGAACGACCACGAAUGUGGCAUCUACGUUGUUGUAAGAUGGGUUUGAAUUGAAAUGCUCUGAGUAAGAAAAUCUGUAGCAGUCUGCUCCUUUGUUCCCCGGUCGAAUCAAGUAGACCAAGACAGAAAUAAAACGCAGUAAGAUCAAUCUGAACCCUCUGGAUUUUGUGCAUGAUAAAAACCAAAAACCUAACACAUGCGCAAACAUGUGAUAUCAAACUUUAAAUUCCCCUACAAACUGAUGCCAAUAUAAUUGUGUAUGCUCCUUAUCCAUACAGGAUACUGCUAAGGAGCCUCAAUGGCUUUUUUAUUGGUAUUCUUUUCGUUGAUAGUCAACAAAUUCAAAAAUGACGGAUUAAUACUCUUCAACUUUUCCCUGUGUUCUCUUUCUUAAAUACGG